Molecule: messenger RNA, 5960 nt
Organism: Portunus trituberculatus (swimming crab)
Lineage: Eukaryota; Metazoa; Arthropoda; Malacostraca; Decapoda; Portunidae
Source: RefSeq, a predicted model, not a curated record
CAUUUAAAAGAUAUUGUCUUUAAAACAGUGUAAAAGUAAGUCUCCCAUGUUGUGUGAAAGGCAUAAAAGAAGAAGAAAGAAUUGUGAAGUGUGAACAGGUUUUUAUUUCAUUCUCAAAUCGCGAAGUAUCAUCCAUUAACAGGGCAUCUUGAAAUAGAUCCAGGUUGGCAACCAGUCAUUAAAAGUGGUGUCAUCCUCUUACGUGCAAAUACAAACAUUGGGGUAAUAUAUGUUCCAGCUGCAUUAACUGCACAAAGAACGGAUGUUUGUCCACGCUGUGACGCUCAGCACUAGUUAUUCGUCCAAUUGAUUUCACUCCUUUUCUUGCCACAAUGUUAUCUGGAGUCUGCACAUUCGUUAUACUUGUCUCAUCCACAUUCCACACGUGCCUUGAACUGUAGUUACCCUUCGACAAUUCAUCACGAUAAAUUUCGAAGAAUUGGUUGACCUGAGGACGAUUAAAUCCUACCGCUAGUGCCAUGCUAGUAGCCUCUAGCUUCCUGAUUGAGAGUGUAGGGUUUCUUUGGAAAACUCCUGCUAGCCAAUCUUUUCCUGCCAAUUUAGUAGUCUUGCAAAAUCGAUGGUUGAUCUUCAUUUCUUCGGCAAAAUCAAAAGCAAGUCGCCGUUCAAAAAUAGGUGUGAGGCCAAACAGAGCUUUUUCCAUUGCACGAAUAUGAGAAACCAGCAUAGCCUCAUGGUUUUCAUCGAAGUCUGGUCUGAAACGGCCUAGCUUUGCUGCCCCAGGAUUCUUGACUUUCCCGUCCCGAUGUCGUCUGAGAGUUUAGCAAGGGAUGCCAUAAUUUCUGGAAACAGUUUUUAGUGGUGUUCCAUCCCGAAUUGCUUGUAGAGAAUCCUGUAGAACUCUGGCCCCAUACGAAGCACGAUUUGUCUUCCUUUGGUAUACGCGUGGCAUCUCUAAAUCUGAAACACAAAAAUAUAGCCUAUUAGGUCUUUGGUUUAUUAAACUAAGCAGAGGAAAUAGACAACAAGCAUAUAAGUUAUUGUAGAAUAAUUUGUUGUAAAUAUCAUAGUAUAAUCAAACCAAUAAAGCAUUAAAUAAUAAACACCUAAUAAUGAGGGUUGAAAAGAGUUUUUUUUUUUAUCGCACGUGGGGUAAAAAGCCCCCCAGUGGGCCUCUUGACCCUCAACACCAGAUUGGUUGUAAACAAACAACAUAACAAAACAGCACUUUCUUCAAUUCAGAAUUGCAAUGCAAGGUAAUCUCAAGUUCCCAUACUCUCUAUUUAUACCCAUAAUGCUGACAUUGCAUGCAUAGGAUAUGCACAUUAUAUCACGAACACAUCACUAUACUUACAUGAAAAGUGGUGAAAAGAGAAAAACACGUUACUUCCCCCAUCGCUCGUCUGCUACUGACUCAUUAGUGUACGAGAAUGCCGCCAGAUGGUGUUGAUCCUCUGAUCAGCUGACUAGGAUAAAUACGUAGAUAAGAGGGGAGGAACGAACGGGAGGCCUUUUACCUCUCAGGGGUCUUUUACCCCACUCUACCCUAAUCUUUGUGCAAUAGACUUCGCCGCCGCACCAGCCCUGAUGCCAGUGCCGUCAUUUCAUCACCUUGCCUUCCUCACCAAGACACUAUUUAGGAAGCACGCUAAUGAAGUCUGCAGAAAAAGGAAUUUCGCCACCAGGAGCUACGACGGACGAUUGUAAUGCGCAGAGAGAGAGAGAGAGAGAGAGAGAGAGACCCACUGAGUGAGUGAGUGUGUAGGUGGGUAUUUGAAAACAAAAUGGUUAAUAUAAGCAAAAAAAAUAUCCAUGUAUACAGCAUCAACCAAGUAUGUCAUGUAUAAAAUAUUGCUUAGUUUUUAUUAUCAAAUUUUUUUUAACAUGAAGUCGACGAUGAUAAGUCAAAUCUUAUCAACUCAUUUUCCAAGAUAACUACUCGUUCUUCAGGCAUACCUCCUCGACCACAUCAAACCGUUCCCACCACCGCACUAUCGAUCAGCCUCCUCUGUGUCCAUUUGUACCACGAACCAAGUUUCAGGUUUCUCUUCUUUGGUACUUGGUCGUCUCAAAUACUGGAGAAAUGUGGCCCAGCUCGCCUCAAGCGCUGGUAGCGGCGCUGUUGUUAGCAAUAACUCCAGCAACUGCUGGGGAAGUGCCACUUGUUGAUACUGAAGAUGGACAGCUCUCAGGCAUCGUGGAGGAAUCGGUGAAGGGCCGAAUUUUUUUUUCUUUCUACGGCAUUCCUUACGCACGGCCACCCUUAGACAAGCUGCGGUUCACGUCCAUCAACGCCAACUGGAUCUAUAUGGGCAUGUGGCACGCUACCCGGAAGCCGAUCCUGCAUAUUGGGUUGUCUCUGAAAGGGAUAACCCAGCAUGGAGGAGGCCAAAGGGACGUCCACAGAAUUCAUGGCUGCGGCAAGUCGAUGCCUCCUGCUGGGAGUAUUUGGCAUGGGAAGGAAGCCUGCUUGGAGACUCGCCUGGAGUGGGGCCAUACGGACCCCAAACCUGCACCAAAGUGGGAGGGAACACGUGACGCCUCAGUGCCUGCGGCGCCCUGCUUGCAGUGCGACCUCAUCAACAAAUGUGUUGGAAAGGAGGGAUUGACAGGUAAAGAAGACUGUCUCUACCUCAGUGUCUUUACACCGAAGGUAAAGGGAGGAAGACUUCUACCAGUGAUGGUGUGGAUUCACGGAGGAGGGUUUUACUAUGGCAGUACUCAACAUUACCUUCCUCAUAUCCUUAUUGAUCAGGACGUGGUACUGGUGUUGGUACAGUACCGGCUUGGUGUUCUGGGUUUCCUAUCCACCGAGGACUCAGUAAUGCCUGGGAACCUUGGCCUCAAGGACCAGACGAUGGCGCUUGAGUGGGUACAGAGGAACAUACACGUCUUCGGCGGAGACAAGACGCGUGUCACCAUUUUUGAGAGCGCUGGCGGAGCCUCCGUUCACUUCCACAUAUUGACGCCGAAGAGUAAAGGUCUUUUCUCUCGCGCUAUCCUGCAAUCAGGAACUGCACUGUGCCCUUGGGCCAUGUACAGAACACCUCGGAAAAUGACCCUUGAAGUGGCCAACAUUCUUGGCUGCCCCACAGAUCAGGGAAGCGAGUCUCUUCUCCAGUGUCUGCAGGGAAAGGAGGCAGCUGACCUCGUUCCUCUCUAUCAAAAUGGACGCGAAUGGUAUAUCCUGCCAAAUGUCUUCACUCCUUGGGUGGACGGCGACUACCUACCGGAUCAUCCUGCCCAGCUGAUGCGUGACGGCCGCCACGCCGAGGUGGACAUCAUAGCUGGCGUCACAAGGGAUGAAGGAGCCUUUAUGGCAUUAGGUUCGUUGGCAGGGAAACAUUUACUAGAAGAACUACAACACAACUUCAGCGUGGCCGGGCCUGCGUCCCUUCAGCUUGUGGGAAGCAGCGAGGACCCAGUGGGCGUGGCGCGCCAGCUGUACCACCACUACUUGGGCACCACCCGCGUCACGGAGGCGCACGCUGAGGACUUCAUGAGGCUGUUAAACGACCGCCACUUUGCCAUGUGUCAUGACCUCUCUACUGCCCACUAUGCCAACAACCUGCAUCCAGCCAAGAAAACCUACCGGUACGAGCUGCAGUAUAAAGGAGAGUUUUCCUUUGGCGACCUCCUUUGUCCCUCCUGCCACCGAAACUGGGUGUGUCAUGCCGACGAACUCUACUACCUCUUCCCCGGCGGGCCCUUGUUGGGGUUGUCACGAAAGGACCUCCAGCGGCCUGACGACCUUGCCGUAAAAGAUAUCUUUACAACCACCUGGACCAACUUUGCAGCCAUCGGCAACCCAACCCCUGACGCCUCCCUAGGCUUCACGUGGGAGCCCAGCACAGCAGACAACCUGCACUACCUCGCCAUCACUCCUUCACCCUCCAUGCAGCCAGACAAUCGCAAGGAGAUACGCAAGUUUCACAACUCUCUUCCUAUCCAAGAAAAUUUUAUCCUUCAUCCCAACCUGGUGGAAGACAGACCUUAUGAGCCGAGGGAUGCUGCUUACUCUUCAAGGAUUGAACUAGCGGCACUGCUUACCGAGUUAAUUUCUCAGCAGUGUUACCAGAUGAGGUACCGGUGCAAACCCUUCAUUUUUGGAGAGAGCCAGUCUCUUAUCAGAAGGCGUCUGCCUGUACUGCCCUGUAGUAUUAUGUAUUCCACACUACUUGAGAGGUGGUUCAGUCUGGCAAUUAAGAGUCAUUCAGUAAACAACAGCUGGAAGAUGAAGUUUACCGUCGGAGUAAUGCCGAUGGUCUUUCUGGUAUUAUGGGUAAUCGACGAGACUGCCGCAGAAGCACCACUCGUUGAAGCUGAUGCUGGUCGCGUCUCAGGGAUUGUGGAGAAGUCAGUGAAGGGUAGAUACUUCCAUUCCUUCUACGGCAUUCCCUAUGUUCGGCCACCCGUAGGAAAGCUGCGGUUUAAGGAUCCUCAGCCCAUGCCGAGCUGGAAGAGCACGCUGAAAGCUUUCAUCCCCGCUGAACGUUGCGUCCAGGUUUCGAAUUUAGCAGAUAAGGGAGGAAAGAUUGUGUCGGGUAAAGAAGACUGCCUCUACCUCAAUGUAUUUACACACCAGGUGAACACAAGUACAACCUCGCCGGUAAUGGUUUGGCUCCACGGAGGCGGAUUAACUCAAGGCAGUGCCCAAGACUAUCUGCCACAUGUUCUCCUUGAUUACGACGUUGUUUUGGUGGUGGUGCAAUACCGGCUCGGUGUGUUGGGUUUUCUGUCUACUGAGGACUCGGUAAUGCCUGGAAACCUGGGUCUUAAGGACCAGACGAUGGCGCUUGAGUGGGUCCAGAGGAACAUCUACGCCUUCGGUGGAGACAACACGCGGGUUACUAUCUUCGGAGAGAGUGCCGGUGCGGCUACUGUUCAUUUUCAGAUGCUGACCCCAAAAGCCGAAGCACUGUGUCCCAGGUAUGUUAACAAUACUCCUCGAAAAAUAGCGCAUUGGGUUGCAAGUAGACUCGGCUGUCCUAUCGACCAGGGCAGCGAACACCUUCUUGCGUGUCUGCAGGGCCUGGACGUGAGUCUCCUCUCGCCGCUGCAUGAACAACUCAAAGUUCGUAUUCCAGGACAUGUCAAUCAUAACCUCAAAAUGGAUGCACUACCAUUUGAAUUAACUCCUUGGGUCGAUGGACACUAUUUGCCAGACCACCCAGCCCAGCUACUUCGUGAAGGGCGCCACGCCAAAUUGGACAUCAUAGCAGGCGUGAACAAGGACGAAGGAACAGUGUUCGCUCUGCCUGCGUUGGCAAAGAAACAUUUCUUGGAAGAACUACAGCACAACUUUAGCGUGGCCGGCCCUGCGUCCCUUCAGCUUGUGGGCAGGAGCGAGGACCCAGAGGGCGUGGCGCGCCAGCUGUACCACCACUACUUGGGCACCACCCGCGUCACGGAGGCGCACGCUGAGGACUUCAUGAAGAUGUUAAGCGACCGCCAUUAUACUGUGUGCCAUGACCUGACCACCGCCCACCACGCCCGCCAAGUCCAUCCCGCUAGGAAUACUUUCCGCUACGAGCUGCAGCAUUCCGCUCAGCUCUCCUUCGGCCAGCUGGCGUGUCCUGCAUGCAGCUUUCAGUGGGUGUGCCACUCGGACGAUCUGUACUAUCUCUUCCGCGGCGGCCCCAUGUUGACCCCACACCUUCCCUGGGAGCGACCAAGUGACCUGCAGCAACCUGACGACCUGGCCCUCAGAGACAUUAUCUUGACCCUCUGGACCAACUUUGCUGCCACCGGGAACCCAACCCCUGACGCCUCCCUGGGCUUCACAUGGGAGCCCAGCACAGCAGACAACCUGCACUACCUCUCCCUCACUCCCUCUCCCUCCAUGCAGCCGGAUAAUCGCAAAGAGGUACGCAGGUUCCACAACUCUCUUCCUACACAAGAAAACUUAAUCCUUCAUCCCCACUUGGUGAAAAAGCAAAUCUCAGGAUCAAGAGUCCAGUGCUCAAAGACUGAGUUUUGAAUAAAUGAAAAUUAUUUUC